AUGUUUAACCCUAGAAAAAUCUAUUCAGCAUAUGGGAUGUUCAAGCAAGCCAACUCCAAGCUAUAUGUCACUGCUGAUUUAAGGAAUUAUUAUUUUGUAAAAUAUAUUCAAAACUAUGAUUUUUACAUUAAUUUAGACAACCUUUCUCAUUGUUUAUCAAUCAACACAAAUAUUUGUUUCAAGUUGAGAAUGAAUAGUUUAAUGGAAAAAGUUUAUAAAAAUGCCAAUGGAAUGCCUAAGAAGUCAAGUUUCUAUCUUAAUGAGCUAUUCCACAAUAGGAAAAAUAAAUUAGAAUAUCAGCGAAAUGCUGGCUAUCUUUUAACUAUUAAUUUUAAUUAG
Blepharisma stoltei is the source of this 339-nucleotide messenger RNA. The record is from the annotation of a GenBank genome assembly. NCBI's taxonomy places the organism in Eukaryota, Ciliophora, Heterotrichea, Heterotrichida, Blepharismidae.